Molecule: messenger RNA, 24066 nt
Organism: Malaya genurostris
Lineage: Eukaryota; Metazoa; Arthropoda; Insecta; Diptera; Culicidae
Product: ecdysone receptor
Exons: 9
Coding region: 2440-4773 (777 amino acids)
Biological process (GO): cell differentiation; negative regulation of transcription by RNA polymerase II; ecdysone receptor signaling pathway
Cellular component (GO): nucleus
Molecular function (GO): zinc ion binding; RNA polymerase II cis-regulatory region sequence-specific DNA binding; nuclear receptor activity
Source: RefSeq, a predicted model, not a curated record
GCUUCCUCGCCCAUUGAUUUGCACGGUCGCGCGUUAUUUCAGUGUAUGUCUCUGGCACUGUUUCUCUAGCGGAUCAUCUUUGUGUGUAGUUGGUUGUGUGUUACAACAUCGCAUCGUCGAUCAAUUCGUGAUCGGUCGUCGUGGACGAAAUUAUUUCGAAGUGCCCAUUUCAUAUGGGAGAUGAAAAAUGAAUUUUCCAUGGCCCACACACCGGUCGUUCUGAUCCUAGUAGCAACUUGACAGUAGUGACCACGAAAAAAAACGCGACGUUGGCGUCGUUAGUAAAAGUCACUAUUUUUACAUCUAUAAAACGAACCUGAACCGUUUGGCGAAGUGCACGAUUUCGGGUUUGGCUACCUAGCUGCGGGCAUAGCAAAAGUGUGAUACAACAUUGUUGGUGUUAGUGCAUGUGUGCGUGUGUGUGUCUGCGCGCAAACGUUUGUGCCGUCGGGUGUUUGUGUUCAUGUUUUGUUAUUGUUGCCGUUUUGGAGUCUUUCAUUAAAAAGUAUACCGAAGUUGCAUUUGAAGGCGAUUUGGUCUGCAAUGAUUUGUGUUGUGUGUUGGUAAAAAAUCAAUUGAAUAUGGAAUUUUUAAAAUAAUUAUAUCUUAAUAUUGGUGGAAAUACAGAAAGUUGGUGAAAUUAUUAAAUGAAAAGUGCUUGAAAAAAAAGUAUGACACAAAGUCCCCCUAACAGCACUUAGUACGCGAAGAAGAUUUUAAAAGGAAGAUAAAUGGAAGUGAUAAAAACGCGUUGAAAAAUUUAGGCAUUACAACAACCAGCUGAGCAAUAAGUGCACAGUGGGGAUGGGAAGAAAAUCAAAUCACAAGAAACACACACAACUCCAGUAGACACAGUCGGAACUGAAUGAAAAUUCCGACAGAAGCUGCUACACGCAACUUGGCCUCCGGAUAGAGAAACCAAGAAGAAAUGAUGAAGUAAUUCAACAGCAAAACAUAACCCAAACAACAGUUAGACUGCGUGUGCGUAGCAUCGGUAGGAAAAACCAGUCGAAAAGCUAUCGGUCCGCAGACCAGUCGACAAACAUACCAGAAAAUGCUGGCUGAAAGAUAAUACUUCCAACCACCAGUGCUGCCGACAGUGAAUCCAGAAAAAAACCACUCAAACCAUCCAGUGUUGCGUGGUGUACGUAAUCGAAAAAAACGAUUACUGAUCGAUAUAAAAGCAUGUGAGCGAAAGAAUAAAUACCAUUUCAAAGUUUAUGCGUUAAGGAUCCAGAAAAAUCUCAUUCAAAAGAUUUUUAAUUAUCAUAAGUGUGUCUAACCAGUGCUUCUAAAGUCUAGUAAAGUAAAAAAAGCAAUUGUAAAUUGAACACAAUCUAGCAUAACGACAAGUGAAUUGAAUGUUUCCAACAGAAUCUCCGGCAUUCGAAUACCAAAUAAGUGAAAUAUUGUGUCGAAUAAAAGCUAACGAAAACACCAAGGCGUGGAAGUGAAAACCCCAGACAAAUCAUUAACCCAGUAUACAACCACCCAGUCAGUCAGUCAGUCAGUCAUUCAGUUAAUCUGUUAGUGUUGUUUAGUGUUAUUUACCUUCUCGCGGUGCUAGUAUGCGUCAACAGUUGCGGGAAAAGCAGCAGUUAGAGGUACGACAGAGGAAAACACUCAUUUUUACUACACAAACCAAGCAAGCCCAGUUCGCAAUCCUCGACGUUUAGUAGAAGCUGGAGCAAGAAAAAAAAACGCUAUUUGAAGAAGUGGUGAGGAAAACGCAAUCGCAAAAGUAAAUGUCCUGAGGUAAACAAAGCUGAAAGCAAAAAAAAAUAAAAGUUUCCGUUUGUGUGGUUUUGUGUCUCGUCGCGUAUGUCUGAGUGCGUCCGUAACCGCAGAAGUUACGAGUCUACAAAGUUUAGUGCUUGUGUUUUUGUUCUGUUCGUGGUACUCGAGAAAAAAAGAAGUGAAAAUUUACAACUGGUUCAUCAUCAGCUUGCUGCUAUCGACUGCUGCUACUAUGCCGGGUGAGAAUCAAGUGCAAAACUAGAAGACUGCUCCGAAUCGUCACUCAGAUUUUGUGACCUACCGAAAAGGUUUACCGUGACUGCGAGAAAGAAGUGACUUGUCCGAUUUGAUUGAAGCCCACCUGUAUUCCGCAUUUGGCCCGAGCUGGAACGUUUAAACAAGAUAAUGGUUGUCGAAUCGGGACUAAUUAUUGCUUCCCAGAGGAUUGCUUGAACAACACUCCAGCCAGCAACGGAAGAAGCAGACGGUUCCCGCGCCGUGCCAGGCUCAGCCAUGAUUUUGCGAUUCAAAGACCACGGCAAAUGCAGGAAGAAAAGACCAGUAGUAUCGAAUAGGAAUCGUUUCAGCAAAUGAAUCUCCCACCGUAGACAUUUUUCCGUUUAUCCGCGUCCUCGGUCAGUUUUCUGGUUCCCGGAAAGUCAAUCAAAACCGAAACAACGAAAACGCUAACCCCAUCAGGUCAUGUACCGCGUAAACAUCAUAAGCACCAAUCCAACCGGGAACGUACAGCAGCUGCAACAAUCGCAGCAACCGCUGAACACGGCGACGACGACGACGACGACGGCGACGGCGACAACCAGCAGUCAGCAACCUCCGCAACUUACACUAGUCCAGCAGCAACAGCCCACGAGUGGCAUUCAAACCAUCAGUGCCACCACCACAACCAUAAUCGGACUGACGGCACUGAAUGCCUUCAAUGCCAGCUCGAUCAGUGGACUGGCGGCAGCAGCAGCAGCAGUGUCAUCUGGUGACAGUUCCGCAAGCGCUGUCGGGCCUGGCAAAUCGGCCACGGUGGUAAAUACCGGUAGCGUAACGGCCAAGCGUAUCCUGAAGGCGGCCGCCAACAAUAACAACAUCAGCAUCGUUAAAAUUGGCGAUGAAAUCAUGCUGAAAGCCGUCAAGGUGGAACCCGUGCCACCCGAUUCCGGUGGCGGAGGUGGAAGUGCCAACCCCACCAGUGGACUUACCGUUACCGUCGUACCGGCGGCCACGGCUACGGCCGUGUCAACGGGAAGCGGAACGGUUGUCGCAACUGCCGGCAAUGGCAAAGUCAUUUACGGCGCAAAACGGCGGCUGGAAAGCAAUGAGGAAUGGAUAUCGUCCCCUAGUCCGGGCAGUGUGCCAGGUUCCGCACCGCCCCUAAGCCCUUCACCUGGUUCCCAGAGCCAUACCUACACGACCACCAUGUCCAAUGGGUAUUCGUCGCCAAUGUCCACCGGAAGCUACGACCCAUACAGUCCAAAUGGGAAAAUGGGUCGCGAAGAUCUGUCACCCUCCAGCAGUCUCAACGGCUACUCCGGUGACGGCAACGAUGCCAAGAAGCAGAAAAAAGGACCUACCCCGCGGCAACAGGAAGAACUGUGUCUGGUUUGCGGGGAUCGGGCAUCCGGUUAUCACUACAAUGCUCUCACCUGCGAAGGUUGUAAAGGUUUCUUCCGACGGAGUGUGACCAAAAAUGCCGUUUACUGCUGCAAAUUUGGGCAUGCGUGUGAGAUGGACAUGUACAUGCGACGGAAGUGCCAAGAGUGCCGGCUUAAAAAGUGUCUCGCCGUUGGCAUGAGGCCCGAGUGCGUUGUGCCCGAAAACCAGUGCGCCAUCAAGCGGAAGGAGAAGAAGGCGCAAAAGGAAAAGGAUAAGCUGCAGACGAAUGCAACCGUUAGUACAACGAACAGCGCCUACAAGUCGGAAAUAUUGCCGGUCUUGAUGAAAUGUGAUCCACCGCCGCACGCAGCAAUACCUCUACUACCAGAAAAACUUCUGAAUGAAAAUAGGCUAAGAAACAUACCUCUACUGACGGCGAACCAGAUGGCCGUCAUUUACAAGCUCAUCUGGUACCAGGACGGUUACGAGCAACCGUCGGAAGAAGAUCUCAAAAGGAUAAUGAUCGGUUCACCCAACGAGGAGGAAGAUCAACAUGACGUGCACUUCCGGCACAUAACGGAAAUCACAAUCUUAACAGUACAACUAAUCGUGGAGUUCGCCAAAGGACUGCCAGCAUUUACCAAGAUUCCACAGGAGGACCAGAUCACGCUGCUGAAGGCCUGCUCAAGCGAGGUGAUGAUGCUGCGGAUGGCCCGUCGCUAUGACGCCGCCACCGAUUCCAUCCUGUUCGCCAACAACCGAUCGUACACGCGGGACUCCUACCGGAUGGCCGGCAUGGCGGACACGAUAGAGGACCUGCUGCACUUCUGUCGGCAGAUGUACUCGCUCACGGUGGACAACGUGGAAUACGCUCUGCUGACGGCGAUAGUCAUCUUCUCCGAUCGGCCGGGACUGGAACAGGCGGAACUGGUGGAGCACAUACAGAGCUACUACAUCGACACGCUCCGGAUCUACAUCCUGAACAGGCACGGAGGUGAUCCGAAGUGUAGUGUGAUAUUCGCCAAACUGCUAUCGAUACUGACCGAGUUGCGAACGCUCGGUAAUCAGAACUCAGAGAUGUGUUUCUCGCUGAAGCUGAAGAAUCGCAAACUGCCGCGGUUCCUAGAAGAGAUCUGGGACGUCCAGGACAUACCGCCCUCGAUGCAGGCCCAGAUCCAGCAACAGCAGCAUCAGUCAACCUCUUCCCAGUUAUCUGCCUCCGGUACCAAUAGUAGUAGUAGUAGCAGCAGCAGCAGUAGUAGUAGUAGUAGUUUACACGGGCAGCAUCCGCAAUUAACGCCAAAUCAGCAGCAGCAGCACAGUCAGUUACAGCAACAAGUUCACGCCAACGGUGGAAGUAGUGGUAGUAGUGGCAAUGGUACUAGUAACAAUAGCGCAGGCAUCUCCGCACUUAGUUUGCUCGAUCAGGUAUAGCUAGUGUAGGACACGGUUUCCGGGCCGGUUUCCAUUCCACUGCUGGCCAGCGAAACCGAGUCUCUCGCGACCGAUGCCCAAUCCAUUGUUUCCUUCCCCGAGGACGAAAUCUUAUUUAUCGUAGAGAGUUAAGCCGAUUUUCCGUUUUUAUAUCGCUUUUAUUUAUUUUACAAACUUGUUUUUUCUUAUAACCGUGCUACUUGCCUGUUUUGGUGACAAUCCAAGACGGGGAUGUGGCGGCUGUUCGUCGCCCGAAGGCAAGUGACUGAACUUUUUGUUCCCGAAACAUUUUGAUUUGACUCUUUCGAGAAAGUAUUCCAGACAAGAGUGGACUCGCCAGAAGCUUAUGAUACGAAAACUCGCAAAAUUUACUACACAGCAGCAAACAAGAAAAUUAAACUGUCAUGUUUAUACUAAAUAUGACUCAUAUUAAGAAAAAAACCCAAAACCUGGCGGGCUGCAUGAACGUCGUGUGACUAUCGAAAGGACAGAAGAAAAAAAAGUAGACAGAACACACAAAAACUAAAUAUUACACGCGUUUAGAGGUGUAACUUUACAACAAUGUAGCUGGUAAGGAAAAGAGAUGAAAGAGGAUCGUGGUUUGAAGUCUGAAAACAAAACGAAAACAGUAGGUGUGCAGGGGCUCGCUGGUCGUGCUCGGAAAAUCAAAUGAGAGGAAAACUAAUGCUGCCAAUCCCUCUUCUCCCGCAAAACGAACAAAACUAUUACCCAUUUAUUACAAUCCGAAUGGGUGCACCACAAGAAGAAGACUAGCCACUACUACCGAAAGGCGCUUUCCAUCUCCUGUUCCAUGGGUCCCUUGCUUGCUCAGUUUCAAGUGAUUGGAAACGAUUAACGCUGAAAUAUGUUAUCGGGUUGGACAGGGGAAAGGAAGAGAGACGGAGAACGCCAAAUCCACUUAACGCAAAAACAAACAGAGCGGCCAACCCGACCUCUUUCGUAUCGUUUGGCUGUGACUUGUUAAUAUUUUUAAGAUGAUACUAUAUUAGUUUAGAAGAGAACACACAUACAAAUAAUGAAACAAACAGAAGUUAAUGAAAAUAGAAAGAAAAAAAAUCAAAUCAAACCACUCGAGUACACGACAAACAAACAAAAUGAAAGAAUGUGUAGAAAGAAACUAGUAAGCAAACAAGUUUAGAACGCUUAGACGUUUCGGAAUCCGAACGGAAAUAAAUCAGUGGACGGCGGAUGAGUAAUGAAUACAAUAGGAUGUACAUUUUUUCUAUGUUUUAGGCUUAAGCUACAGUACAGACAGAACAAGAAAAUGAAAGCUGUAAGUUAUUUAGUUGCAUUAUGAAAAGGAAGAAGAUAAUGAUAAAGAAGCAAAUGCACCCUUGGCGUAGAUGUGUGCGGUUCUUGUAUUGCGAAUGAGUUGAGACGACGCGGUUCUGUUUCUUGUUGUUUCCAAGACAGUUUUUAGAGCACCCAGACAGGGCAGACAGUUUCGAACCGUUGCGUUAUUCAAGCAACGGGAGUGAACGAAACUGGGGCUGAUUUGCUAGGAACUUCCGACAAAAGUCGCGGCGCAUUGAUAGAUGGUUUUGUAUUCGGAAGGGAUAACAGAGAUCGACGCUUGCAAAGUGCAUGCUGACGUCGCGUUGUGAAGGUUUUGUGUCAAAAAAAUUUUUUUUUUGCAAAAUUAGGUCGGAUGCGAACGGGUUAGAUUUAAAAUGAUCUAAGUCGUGCUACGAAUCAGUCUAUGCUAUAAGCGCAAUACACUGAAUAAGUAUCAUUCGUCAGCUACAACCGACACUGAUUGGCGUGUAAAUUUUUGGCAGCCAGGUUUCGUACUGUCUUUGAUGGAAGGUUGAAUAACAUUGUAACGCUGAUUUAUUAACAAAGUCAGCUCAUCAUCGUCAUCAUCAUCAUCACUUUUAAACUAAUGACGUUGUGUUAAUUUUGAGCUAGGAAUUGAACAUUUGAUAGAAUCUCAAUAGUAGUAUUUUUGAAAGCAUAUCAUAUCGAUCGUAAGAAUUUCAUAAAAAUUAAUAAUUUAUCUAGGAACAUUUCACAAAUUAUUUUUUAUACUUUAAAUUCGAUGCGAAUCAUUAGACAAGGAUUAUUUUAUUCAUUCAAAAUGUCAUAUUUGUCCCAUGUUGUAGGGAAUUUUCCCUCUACAAGAAGCAAUUCUAUUGGAAACGACAGUUCAGUGCUUCCAUCAACUACAGAACUUUAAGUGGUUUAAAAGCCCAAUUUUACGCAUAGAAUGUGAUUUUCUUAGUAUUUUCGGUAAAGUUUCUGAGAAUGAUGGAUUUUGAUUCGUGUGAUUAUUCUCUCUAAAAGUGAGAUAUCGGAUGUUGGAACUAAUUCGUUGCGUUUUUUUUUUGUUUUGCGAAGUUUCGUGAUUUAUUAUGAUAGUAUCAUCACAGUACCGUUAUUAAAAGUCCAAUUUGUGAUCAUUUCGUAGUUUUGGAAGUUCUACUCUGACAAGUCAUGGAGCGAAACAAAUGGUAAUCGGAUGGGACAAUGUGCGGUGAAUAUGGCAAGUGAAACAAAAUCUCCCAUAAGUGUUUUGCACGGAUUUUAAUCGAACUACGUUACCAAAACUCCAUUGUCGAACUUUUACGGGCAUUCCUGCUCUUCCAAUUAAAAAUUGAUCUUUUUGAACCGCGCUAACCACUUUCCACAUGUUUACUCAGUCAUAGCAUGUUCACUGUAUACUUUAACCAAAAUACGUUCAUUUUCCGUUUCUUCGUGUUAAUGACACCUCUUGCAAAAUAGAUUUUUCAGAUACAAACAUCGACAUGUUUGGUACUGCACAACAAUUGCUACGAUCACAAUAACGAAAUUUCAUUGAUGGGUGAAGUUGCGCUGUGUCAGUAGAAUAUUUAUUUUUGUAUGUGUGACUAUGAAUAGUUUCAAAAGACAAUGUAGAUCAAUUUUGAAAAAAAAACGAUGUAUGGCAAACUAACUUUUUGCUACGAAGCCUUCAUGUCCAGGAAGUUAAACUCUAAGAGGGUGUGACUAACUCCGAAUACGAUUUGGUUUGAAUUGCGUCAAUGAUAAAGUGUAUUUUUCUGCACAUCAGAUUUCAAUGUAUAUUUGUUAUAAUGGUGAUUGUUACAAUACACAAUUUUCUUGCAUAUCUAAGCUUAUAAAAUUAAAUAUUAUGAAUUAUAUAAUGUUGAUAUGUAUAUCUUCACACAUUUUCAACGACUUUAAAUUGUGCUUAUGGGGUGACCCAGCAAGUCUAAGAACUAUCUGAUAAUAACAAUACGAGCUUAGUCAUGGACUGAAAAGUUUCAAUCAGUAAGGCCUGGGUCUGACAGUUUGGAGGAUUUAUCUUUUUGGGUUUUUUACCAGGCUACCAUGUUCUUCGCGUAAUGCACUAAUGCCAAAUCCUCCCAAAACAGUGCUGGAUUAUGAUGUUUUUGAAUCAUGGAGGUACUGUGACCGGGUUGACGGUUUAAUGCAUAGGGUAAUGACCUUACAAGCCAGUUGUCGUAUGUUCGAGCCCCGACCUGGAAUGAUUAUUAGUGUCAGUAGGAUCGUAGUACCCUAGCCUUUGAAAUGAUUCUAUACGCUAUGAAUCGGCUGCAAAGAGGAACAAGAAGGCCGAAUUCCACAGAGGAAUGUGUAAUGCCAAGACUGCUUCAGGUGCCGUGGCAAACAUUCCCAAACGAAAAUAACGCCGUCAUCAUACCUGUUGCUAUAAAUGGAAUCGAAAAAUUUCCACACUCACAAAUUGCCUUUUCAAAACUUUUUACUGAUUUUUUUGAAAAAAUGGACAGUAAUGUUUGAUUACAUCUCGUACGAAAGUACGCUUUUUACGGUGGAAGCUUGUACGAAUUUAUGUUCCCGGUUUUGCUUCACAGGGCCCGAUGUACGUUCAGAUUUUCCCUUGUCCUGAAAAGUAAUCUUCUUAAAAAAAGCUACGAAACGUUGGGAAUAGGGCACCAUUUGUGCACGACUUUCCUACACUUUUUACGGGGAAUUGCUUCUCAUUUUUGUGAAAACUAAUUGAUGGCGAAACCCAACUUUUUAUUCUUGGUUUCAUCUUAUGAAUCCAUGAUCGUAUCGCUAGUUUAGAGCGGAUCAUAGACCUUAUACUUUUUCAAAUAUUCAACUUCGCGACACAUAUGGAAAAAAAAAUGAUGAGUUGGUAUUCUUCCGAAAAGUAGGUAAAGCAUACUAAUUAUUAUACAUCAAAUUUUUAAAACAUGGCCUCCAUCAUUCCCAGCAAUUUUGCUGAAGAAAUUAUACCUCGGAAAUCACAUUUUCUGGUGUUUAUAAGCUGUGACAGUCACGCAGUUCCGUUUACCAUUUGAUACAGCGUCUGGCUCUGUUUUCCCGCACCGGAUAAAUCACUUGAAAAUGCAAGCAGAACCGAAGUGUAAAAUAAGUUAAAAUAAAGCUCCUUCAUUUGUUUUCUUUUUUAGUAAAGUUUAUCUAAACAAACUGGAUAAAAAUGAUCUAAUUGAUGCUAAUGUUUUUUCUUUUUAGAAAAGAAAAAAUGUAAUAACAAAUUACCGCUUGUGUGUGAGUGUUAGUAUGCGGUUGUGUGUACGAGUUCGUGUGGUUGAGAUCAAGUAAGAAAGCGGAAGCAAAUGCAUGAGUGGACGAAGUAAGCAAUAACGUAUAUUUUUGAAUAAUAAAAAAAAGAGAAAUUCAAUUUAGACAAAGGAGAGUGAAUCAAACGAGCGCAUAUACUGCCACAGUUUCACAAUCAUAUAAGAAGAUGAUUAUAUAUUAGGAACAGAAAAGAAAAUCAAAGCAGGAAGAGGUAUGAAAGCUGCACUAACGUGAUAAUUGUGGAAAGUUGUGCUCCUGAGAAAGAGCGAAAGAACGACAGAUCUGUGUGUUUACGAGCCUCUGUUGUUUAUCAAAUUAAUUUUAAAUCGGGACCGUAAGCAUUUUUAGAACGAAUUCCACCGCAAAUGUAUGGCCUUUGUUACUUUUUUUUUGUCAGUGAAAAGAACGUAAAUCGAUAACAAACACGUAUCAAAAUUUUUUUUAGUCAAAUUUUUAGCGAACCUCAUUUGAAUUUGUUUUGACGCCAGCCGUGAAGCACACGUAAACAGCAAAUGAAUUAGUCAAUUAUUCGCUUGUUUCAGUCGAAAAAACUAUACUUCCACAGUUCACAGAGUAACAGAAAUCAAUAGAACCAUAGAAAAAACAAUGAAAACCAGCAAUAACGGGAUCAGUUUCAUCAGUAGGAUUUACUUCUCUUCAAACAAGAAAAAAAACAGUCGAAGAAUUAAACAAAAUAACAAACAAACAUAAACGACACGAAACGGAAAGAAAAUCAGUUUUUGAUGCAGAAGUAUAAGUUUCGGAAACGGAGGUGCCUUUAGUAAAGAGUUAAAAAAAAACAAACAAACAAACAUACAGAUAAACAAAAAAAAGAAGGGAUGAGCAAAAAAGCAGGUGGCGUUGCGUGUAAAAAAGGAAUAACCCAACACAGAGUACUGACUUUUAUAAAAAAUGAACACUUGAAAAGACAGAAAAAGUGCAGUUGUUAGGUUAAAGUGAUAAAGCAGAAAUACAGACGAAAACAAGAGUAGUAAAUCCCAGAACCAGUAAAAGUAAACCUAGUAAACGGAAAAUCUAUCCGAUUAAGUGUACAAGUAAACCAGAACGGAUGCAAACGACUGAUUCAGUGAAAAAAAAACGAAAAUAAAUCAAAACUAAUAAGGAACAGAAAAACCAAAAUCAUGCAUAAACAAACACACAGAUAAUAAGCAGAAAUGAUAUGAAAUGAAUCGUCAAAAAAGUGCAACGACGAUUGAAAGCGCAAGUGAAAGCAAAAUCAGACAACUAUUUGGAGAAAUGAUGGAAACGGUAUUUGAGAAGGGAAUAGUUGGGGUGAUUAUUUUCACACCCGACCCCUUCUACCUAUCGAAAGGUGACGAGAGUUUAAAUGCGAAGAGUAACGCAGGGAGUGAAUAUUUGAUACUAAGAAAGAACUGGGAUAUGUGCAAAAUAAGGAAUUUCUCAAAACCUAUUAAUAUUUGUAUUAGUUAAUAUUAUUAUUGCUAUAUUAUUUUAUUUUAUUUUUGUAAUAAAAUAUUUUUUAACAAUUUGGAGGUUGUGUUUUAGUUUUAAUGCAGUGUAAAGUUAUUUUAAGUUUUUUUUUUCAUCUGUCCGCUCUAUACCAAAUUUUGAACAUUGCAUUGACCCCUCGAAGGACUUAAAUAAUAAAAGGAACCAAGCUUGCUAUUUACACAAUCAGGUUGUUUUGUUCAGAUAACCAUUCGAUGUAUUUUUUUUUCUUAAACACUUGUUUUUUUUGUAUUGCCUUACAUCAACUACGACAUAAAAAAAAACACCGACUGGAUCAAUAUUAGUAACAUUAUUUACCUAAUCGCAACACAAGUUGAUAUUGUAUGAAAGUUCGAUUGCUACAUAGUCUAAUUUUAGGCGAUUAUUUCUGUAGAAUGUAGCACCCCUGUAAGAAAACAAUGUCCAACGGGUGUGCUUCGUUGAUCCAAUGAGCUGUGAAACAAGAGGCUGAAUGGUAUUAUAUGUAUACCCUAUUUUUGAAAUAGAUUCAUUGAACGUCAAUCAAUUUUUGGCAGCUCGAUCCCGUCAACGAGUUCGAAAAUCAAAAUGAACUUUUUUUCACCACAAAUACCAGGCAUCUUAUCUCCGCUGUAUAAGAUUCACAGGAGGAUCUCGAAUCUUUAUGUUUGCUUUUUUCAUAAAAACGUGCUUAAUCCACCUAGCAGUGAGAUGAUACCUUUUUUAUCAAUCCGCAUGUGUUUUUUGCAUGAAUAUUCUUCGGUGUUUCAGUUUUAAUGACAUUAUUCUAAAAUGAUAUGAAAAAUUUAAAAUUUGAGAUUUUAAUCACUCAUUACUCUGUAAUAUCGAAACUGCAAAUCGGAUCGAAUUUAAAUCUAAAAGUGUAACAAUCGAUUAAACAUUCCAUGAUAUGUCGAAGUAAGUUCCACUUUAGAGUCUACAGUUAUUUAAGGUACUUUCAGAGCCGGUAUUCAGGAACCAGCAUAACCCAAACCGAUUCGUAUGGCUAUAUGACGAAUAAAUUGCAAUAUUUUUGAGUCCAACUUUAAAGCUUUUCGGGAUUGUCAUCUUCUAUAUCGCUGAAAUUCGAUUUGGCUUUUUUUUGAGAAAAUGAUUGAGGUUUGAGAAACGAUUCGAUACUGGAACCGGAAUUCGAAAUUCGGUGUAGCCGAAGUCAGACAAAUUCACCUGCGUAUUUAGUUUACAUUUGUUUCAAAAUGUUUGAAAAUCAAUGUAGACAUCUUUGAGGAAUCGUAGUGAGAAUUGAUUUUUUGGGUGCCAAUACAUUCAAAAAUAAAAUAAGUUUAUUUGGUUAUCGACUAUCCAAAUCUGCUAACUCGAUAAACCUGAUUAAUUUAUGUGAAAUAGACAUUUUUAUACUAAUCACCCUGUAUCUCCGAAACCGGAAGUUGGAUCUGACUGAAAAACAAGAUGUUUUAUAGAAUCUUAAAACCUUUCAUUUGAAUCUUAGAUGAUUCUUAGAUUUCAUUUGAAUCUUGUAUCGAUUCAGCCAUCUACGAGAAAAAUGAGUUACACAGUUUUAAUUUCAUUUCAAAUAUCAUCCUGUUGUUUCGGAACCAGAGGUCGGAACCAAACAUAAUUCUUGGAUAGGUAUUACCGAGCGGAAUCUAAGUCUUAAAAUAUAUUCUGUUUUCAAGGUCAAUUGUGACAAUACUGUAAAAAAACUGAAAAUUUGACAUAAAACUUCGUAUAACUAAAAAAGUAAACAUCCGAUCUCAAAACCAUUCAAUAGCGUUCAGGGUGACGGGGAGACCUUUCAUUUGCGACUAGUUUGAUCAAAAUCGGUCCAGCCAUCUCUGAGAUCUCGACCUCUUAGUUGACAACACACAUACAGACACACAUACACGAUUACAAAAAUAACAUAUGCAUCAACUGACAGCCUCUACAUAAGGUAAACAAAACGACGAGGGAUCGUCCAAUACAGUUUCAUUCGGAAUGUAGUAAUGACGUUGUUUUUUUUGUAAUAAAAUUUUUAUUCUGGCCUUUUCGCGUAAAAGCUUUACGUGGCCGAUUGGCUUACAUUUUUGUUACUUCACAAUUGUUUUUGCUAUUGGAUCUCGUUGUCACCCUUUCUCUAGGAGGAGAUGAGUUUCCAUUUCCAUCCAACGAGGAUCGGGGGUCACUUCGUCUGCCGCUUAUCUCAUCAUCCAUUGCUUCAUCGUCGGUGUUGUGUGUAAUUUCCGUUUUCUUUUCGUUUUCCUUGUUGAUCGUAGUCUUGGGCUCGUUGAGAGUUGCUGUAGAUGCGCCUUGUUGUACAUUGGUUGCAGCUGCUGGUUGGUUGGAGGGUAAGUUGUUAACUGCAGCUGGUGUACUUUGUUCUAUAAAGGAUGAUGAUGGAUUCGUUGAAGGGGAUGCUUCAUUGUUGUUGGUGACUGUCACAGAUGUACUGGGGUUGCUUGGGGUUGAUGUGAAGGAAGCACCGUUGUCCUUUGGUGUGGUUGUCUCCUUGUCCAGUUUAUCACAUGGCUUACCGUAGUGAACAGCUUUUUGGCAAUAUUGACAUGUGGCCAUCUGAAUGUCAUAGGUAACAAGUGAUUUGCACGGAAUUCUUGUAUCUUGACCGAAAGUCACAUAAGAAGGUAUAGGCCUCCUCAAGCGCAUGCGUAACAAACGUACGCCAUUUAGAAUACCGGGGAAAAAGUUCUUCCAUUUUUCUUUUUCGAUAGAGAAAAUCUCUCCGUAUUGGGACAUAGUUUUGCGAGUAUAAGAAUCGGUGACGCUUGAGGGAAGCUCAUGCACACGCACUUCUAUAGCACUAUCUUCCAUAUAUACUGGAAUGUUGUACUCAAUGUUCUCGUGCUCCACAUAGUGCACAUUGUUAUUGUCUUUUGCGAAUUGAAUUACAUCCAACUCUUUAUAAAACUGAAUGUAAACCACAUUAUUCGUCUUAUUGCAUUGAAGUAAAUGCACACGUUUAAUGUCGAGAUGCAUUUGCUCCUUAAGCAAACCUUCAAGUUCUCGUAUCGAAGGUCGAAUUUUGCACUGCCUGAAGUCAACAACAAUUGUAUUCUUUCGUGUCGGCGGUAGCUUUUGUUCGUUUGGUUCACUCAUUUCGAGGUCGUUCUAUUGUUCACUACACAAUACUGUACUUGGUUUCUUCCGUCUCGAACGGUAACGGUUUUGUUAUAUCGACUGACUUGGAUGAGAUGUGAAAGCGAACGAAUGACGUUGUUGUUUUCGUAGUUGUUGAAAGCAUCGCUUUUAAGCUUUUUCUAUUGUUUUAUAAAUGUUUAUUUCAUCGUCUACUGUAAUUUACGUUUGUAAUUUGGUAACAAAUACCUUACAAACUGGAACCAGAUGUUGUUUUGCUACUACUUUCUGUCUUAGUAGUACUGCUUUGGGCUGAUGUAGGUGAAGUUGCAUUGCCCUUAGAUGGAGUUGUCCUCUUGUCUAAAGUAUCUCACAAGAUUCGUCAUUCAAACAGUAAGAGCAAAUUCAGCAGCUACAAGAUUCAUAUGGGUGGCCUAUAAUAAAGGGUGAUUUUUUAAGAGCUUGAGAACUUUUUUAAACAAUAAAACGCAUAAAAUUUGCAAAAUCUCAUCGGUUCUUUAUUUUAAACGUUAGAUUGGUACAUGACAUUUACUUUUUGAAGAUAAUUUCAUUUAAAUGUUGACCGCGGCUGCGUCUUAGGUGGUCCAUUCGGAAAGUCCAAUUUUGGGCAACUUUUUCGAGCAUUUCGGCCGGAAUAGCCCGAAUUUCUUCGGAAAUGUUGUCUUCCAAAGCUGGAAUAGUUACUGGCUUAUUUCUGUAGACUUUAGACUUGACGUAGCCCCACAAAAAAUAGUCUAAAGGCGCCAAAUCGCAUGAUCUUGGUGGCCAACUUACCGGUCCAUUUCUUGAGAUGAAUUGUUCUCCGAAGUUUUCCCUCAAAAUGGCCAUAGAAUCGCGAGCUGUGUGGCAUGUAGCGCCAUCUUGUUGAAACCACAUGUCAACCAAGUUCAGUUCUUCCAUUUUUGGCAACAAAAAGUUUGUUAGCAUCGAACGAUAGCGAUCGCCAUUCACUGUAACGUUGCGUCCUACAGCAUCUUUGAAAAAAUACGGUCCAAUGAUUCCACAAGCGUACAAACCACACCAAACAGUGCAUUUUUCGGGAUGCAUGGGCAGUUCUUGAACGGCUUCUGGUUGCUCUUCACUCCAAAUGCGGCAAUUUUGCUUAUUUACGUAGCCAUUCAACCAGAAAUGAGCCUCAUCGCUGAACAAAAUUUGUCGAUAAAAAAGCGGAUUUUCCGAAUGGACCACCUAAGACGCAGCCGCGGUCAACAUUUAAAUGAAAUUAUCUUCAAAAAGUAAAUGUCAUGUACCAAUCUAACGUUUAAAAUAAAGAACCGAUGAGAUUUUGCAAAUUUUAUGCGUUUUAUUGUUUAAAAAAGUUCUCAAGCUCUUAAAAAAUCACCCUUUAUAACUGAAACUGAAACAAACGUAUUCACAGCAAGCCGUUUUAGUUUUAUUUAUUCGAACAGUUCUACUGUCAAAUUUAAAACCGGUAUACGCUGCCGUUAUAUUUUUUCUAUAUUUGAAACACAGAUAAAACGCUGCUGAGCUGCCAGUAUUUUUUGUUAUAUUUUCUAGAUUCAAAUUUUAAUACUGACACAAAUUAUGCAUCUAGAACUAGAACUCUACUGAAUAUGCCCUAAUGGGCAGAAUUCUGACAAUACUGACAUGCAGCCGUCUGAUUGUCGUAACUGACCAGCGAUUUACACAGAUAUUCGGUGUGUGAGAACAAAAUCACAUGGGAAGGAACCGAAUGGACGAGUACAUGUGCAACACACACACAUAUAUACUUCAUUCAGGAUGCCGCGAACACUUCUCUUUCGAUUGAGAGAACCUCCCGGUACAGAGACAUUCCGCUUCGAACAAAAUCGUCGGUAGCGUCUGUACACGGAGAAUCCCUAGAUCACAAAGUUACAAUAUUGCAAUUGUUGUUUCAUACCCUUUUUGUUUCAACCGAAAUGUUAUUGAUUUGACUAACCUAUCUGCCAUAAACAAAAUUGUUACUUUCGAAUGCUGUCAGUUGGCUGAGAAUGAAGACAGAAAAAUGCAAACCAAAAACCUGUAACGUUUCAUGUUGAAAUAUGAAAUACUUAACAGUUCGGCUGAAAAGUUCGUAUCGUUUAAAAGAAACACACAUUUUUUGCCAAAAUUCGUUUUUAUUAUUCAACAUAAUUGCCAUCAGAGGCGAUACAGAGAUUAUAGCGAUCUUCCAACUUUUCGAUACCAUUUUUGUAGUACGAUUUGUCCUUUGCCUCGAAAUAGGCCUCAGUUUCAGCGAUUACCUCUUCAUUGCUUCUAAAUUUUUUACCAGCGAGCAUUCUCUUGAGGAAAAAGUCACUGGGGGCUAAAUCUGGAGAAUACGGUGGAUGAGGGAGCAAUUCGAAGCCCAAUUCGUUCAAUUUCAGCAUGGUUUUCAUCGACUUGUGACACGGUGCAUUGUCUUGAUGAAACAAAACUUUUUUCUUCUUCAAAUGAGGCCGUUUUUUUUUUAAAUUUCGUCCUUCAAACGCUCUAAUAACGCUAUAUAAUAGUCACUGUUGAUGAUUUUUCUCUUUUCAAGGUAGUCGAUGAAAAUUAUACCAUGCGAAUCCCAAAAUACAGACGCCAUAACCUCACCGGCCGAUUGUUGAGUCUUUCCACGCUUUGGGUUCGGUUCAUCGCGUGCAGUCCACUCAGCUGACUGUCGAUUGGACUCCGGAGUGAAGUGAUGGAGCCAUGUUUCGUCCAUUGUUAUAUAUCGACGAAACAAAUCGGUUUUAUUUCGAUAUAACAGCUCCAAACACUGCUCAGAAUUAUCAAUUCGUUGUUGUUUUUGAUCGAUUGUGAGCUCACGCGGCACCCAUUUUACACAAAGCUUUCUCAUAUCCAAAUAUUUGUGAAUAAUAUGUCCAACACGUUCCUUUGAUAUCUUUAGGGUGUCAGCUAUCUCGAUCAACUUCACUUUACGGUCAUUGAAAAUCAUUUUGUGGAUUUUUUUCACGUUUUCAUCAGUAACAGCCUCUUUUGGACGUCCACUGCGUUCAUCGUCUUCGGUGCUUAUAUGACCAGUACGAAAUUUUGCAAACCACUUACGAAUUGUUGCUUCGCCCGGUGCAGAGUCUGGAUAACACUCAUCAAGCCAUUUUUUGGUAUCGGCGGCACUUUUUUUCAUCAAAAAGUAGUGUUUCAUCAACACACGAAAUUCCUUUUUUUCCAUUUUUUUUCACAAUAACAAAAGUAGCUUCACUCAAAAUGCAAAAUCUCACAAACUAAUAAUCAGACAGCUGUCAAAUUUAUACACGUAUCUUUUGAAGGUUGGUACUAACUGAAAAUGGUAUGGAUUUAAUUCUAGUGACGCCCUCUCAUAGAAACGAUACGAACUUUUCAGCCGAUCUGUUAAAAACAUAUUUCACCAGAAACAUUCCAUAUUGAAAUAUUUAAAUGACAAUUGAACGCCAUUUAUAUCAGUUUCGUACUUGUCAUUGCAAGUAAGUGACAGUAUACAAAACAACAUACGAAUUAAUUGUAAAAUAAGGAUUCAUUUUGCCGAAUAGAUAUUUCUGCAAUAUAAAUACUUUCAUUUUAUCUGCAUGUACUAUAUUUUCGGAUAGCUCAUGUCAAUGAGAUUAAAAAUUAUUAACGCAUUGGCUUCAUCUACAACAUACUAGAAAACGAAAUUAUGCGCUUCCAGCAAUCCAAUUUGCAAGUGAAGUAAACAUUGUCUAAUGGCCUGUGAACAUUUUGCUGGUCAAUUCCAUCUGGGAAAUCACAAUCUGAGUUUAGUUAAAGCAUUAUUUUCUUACCAAAAGUUGUCAUGGUUCAAUCAUUCCGAAAAAAAAGUGCUUAAUCCACCUAGCGGUGAGAUGAUACCUUUUUUAUCAAUUCGCAUGUGUUUUUUGCAUGAAUAUUCUUCGGUGUUUCAGUUUUCAUGACCUUAUUGUAAUGUCCGUCGUUUUAAGUGGCAAUUUGAAAUUUUAAUCACUCAUUACUCUGUAAUGUCGAAACUGCAAAUCGGAUCGAAUUUGAAUCUAAAAGUGUAACAAUCGAUUAAACAUUCCAUGAUAUGUCGAAGUAAAUUCCACUUUAGAGUUCAGGGUAAUGUAAGGUACUUCCAGAACCGGUAUUCAGGAACCAGCAUAACCCAAACCGAUUCGUAUGGCCAUAUGACGGAUAAAUUGCAAUGGUUUUGAGUCCAACUUCAAAGCUUUCCGGGAUUGUCAUCUUUUAUAUCGGUUUGAAUUUUAAAAAUUCAUCAUCCUACAAUUCCAGAAUUGGAAGUCAGAAUUGGAUAAAAUUGAAUUUAUUUUAAUUUGAACUUUUGUUUCUGAAAUUCGAUUUGGCUUUUUUGAGAAAACGAUUCGAUACUGGAACCGGAAUUCGAAAUUCGGUGUAGCCGAAGUCAGACAAAUUCACCUGAGUAGCUGUAUAGUUUACAUUUGUUUCAAAAUGUUUGAAAAUCAAUGUAGACAUCUUUGAGGAAUCGUAGCGCGAAUUGAAUUUUUGGGUGCCUUCCGAAACAAAAACUGAAUACAACCAAAAAUGAAAUAAGUUUAUUUGAUUAUCGACUAUCCGAAUCUGCUAACCCGAUAAACCUGAUUAAUUUAUGUGAAAUAGACAUUUUUAUACUAAUCACCCUGUAUCUCCGAAACCGGAAGUUGGAUCUGACUGAAAAACACAAUGUUUUAUAUAAUCUUAAAACUAUUCAUUUGAAUCUUAGAUCGGUUCAGCAAUCUACGAGAAAAAUGAGUUAAACAGUUUUAAUUUCGAUUCACAUAUCAUCCUGUAGUUCCGGAACCAGAGGUCGGAACCAAACAUAAUUCAGGAACCUUGUUUGGGAGUAUACGACUUUUCAUAUGAAUCUGAUGUCGUUUUUCAUUGAGAACACUCGUGGAGUGUUUUGCUCGAUUCGUGCACUUUUCGUGCAGUCGGGCAAUCAAAACAGGUGCACUGUGUUUCAUUGAUUUGCACCGCACGAAAAAAAUGCACUUUCGGGGCAAUUCUCGCAACUAUUUUGCACCCGUUUUCUUUUCAGAGCAGCAAGCGUGCAAACCAAACUUUACAGAACCGUUUCAUUGAUCAACUGUCAAGGCAAAACACUGGCACCGAGCGAGUGGAAUGAAUGAAAAACGACAUGAGUUUGUAGAAAACGGUUGAGUCAUCUCCGAAAAAAAUUGAGUGAAAUUAUUUGUCACACACAUAUUUGCUGAUCUCGACGACCUAAGUCGGAUGGUUCAUGGCUGUUAUGUUCUUCCAGCAUUUAUUGCUGUAAGUAGUUCAAAUCAAUAUAAUUAUGGAAUUGCUUUCAACUUGAAAAUUCUGCCAUCAUCUGGUUUACAGAUGUCGUAUUCGAACGUUCAUGUUGCCAAAAACCAAUCGUGCUAAAAUUGGUCCGAGGCAAAAUGUCAUGCUGUACACAGUCUUUUGGGUACUUAGAAACAAAUGUAUGUAACAAUAUAAAAAAUCGUGUUUUAUGUUGCUUCGCCAGACAGGCAAAACUUCUGCUGCUGGAAUAGGGGAAAAAGUCACUUACACAAAAAUUUCGAUAUCUCCGUUAAAACUGGACGGAUUUUAACAAUCUAUGGCUUGUUGGAUAGGUAUUACCGUGCGGAAUCUAAGUCUGAAAAUAUCUUCUGUUUUCAAGGUCAAUUGUGACAGAUACUGCCAAAAAACUGAAAAUUUUGAUAAAAAACUUCGUAUAACUCAAAAAGUAAACAUCCGAUCUCCAUUCAAUAGCGUUCAGGGUGACGGGGAGCCCUUUCAUUUGCGACUAGUUUGAUCAAAAUCGGUCCAGUCAUCUCUGAGAUCUCGACCUCUUAGUUGACAACACACAUACACACACACGGACAUUUGCUCAGUUCGUCGGGCUGAAUCGAUUGGUAUAUGACAUUCGGCCCUCCGGGCCUCGCAAAAUUUUUCUAAAGUUUGAGCGAAUUCUAUACCUAUUUUUUAUAUUUAUAAAAAAAGUUAAAAAUCAAUCUUAACCUAAAUUUCUAGUCUCCCAAAUGAAAAUUGUUAUAUUACAUUGCACAUAUUUUGAAGAGACUUACAGUAAAAAAAUAUUUCAGUUCAAACAACUGAAUAAUUGUCCGUAGCAACUUAGACACGUUUUGCUUUCAUGCAACUUUCUAUGGUAAUUUUACUGACAAUGUUGUACAAAUGACACCAAAUAUGUUGUGUGCCAUUGCUGGAUGUCAUUGCUAAGCUGCCAGCAUGAUAAAUCAAAAAUGAAACUUUAGAAAAAAUAAUAAACGAUUAGUUGUAGCAAAUUUUAACCGAUCAAAUUCCGGAAAACAGCUAAACAAUUUAGGUGUUUUGCGAUCGCAGUCCUUUGCGUUUAGAAAGAUUAUGCACUUCUAUUGCAUAGAUCGCACUAUCACCUUUAUUUAGUUUAAUCUCAAAUACUUUCUUCAGCUUAAUUUCUGUUUCUUGUAACGAAAAGCAAAUGCGGAAUGUUUUAAAAUCAAUAAUAAUUGAUCUUGAUCGCCGGUGACCGUCGAUUUUAUCUGUUAGUUUAGCUCAUCUCAAAAGUGUCUUAGUUUUCACAACGUUGUUGUUUUUUAUUCAGUUUUCUCGGUCAUAAGCAAGUGGACUGAGUUGGACAAGGUGCCAAUGCCGAACGGAAAUAUCUGGUUAAACUGUUAUACCGCAAGUUCGCGUGAAAACUUAUUCAUUAUCAUCCGGUACGGACAUUAUUAUUUCUGAGUUUGGUUGGAGAUUCUUAUUUUGCAAAUAAUGGAAAACUACGGAGGUGGACGAUUAGUGUAACCGGUAAAGAAAGUCGCGUUUGGAAUAUUUGGGCAUAACUGAGAGAAGAUCCAGAACGGAGCCGAAAUUUGACUUGUUUUGUCAUUAGUCACUGCCGAAUAUACUACUAAAUAGUGAUGCUAGUACAGCUACACAGACAUCCAUUUGAUACGUAGAAUACCAUUAAAAAGAGGGACAGAAAUAAUCCCAUAGGCAUUAAGUGUAAAUUACAAAUAACAGAGAGAAUAACGAACAGAAAUCCAACUGCAUUACGAUCUUCACAAGUACUCAGAAGAGUUCAGUUAUAAGGUAUCGUAAGAUUUUCAAAUAUCUUAUAUUAGAAAAAGCUACAUACCGUAAUUUGAACAUAUUCAAUAAUCGUCAGAUAUUAAGAUCAAAUCUUGUAAUCUCAUUAGACAUGAAUCAUUAGUCCUCCAAAAGUGAACUAGAACUAAAUGCGUAAAUUUAAGACAUUUCAAAAAGAACUUAAUGUCAUGAUAAUCAUCAGCACUCUGGUCACCAAUUCUGUCAAAAAAUACUAAAAUGUAAAACAAGAAACGAAAAUAAACAACCAAACAAGAAAAAAAAAUUGCCACAAACGAAGCUCAAAUAAAUGAGCAAUAAUUUGAGGUUAGAUUGGUUGUGAAACGUUAGAAAUGUCACUUUUGAUGGUCGCGGAAACAAAAACGUUUUAGAGAAAAAUCACAUUAAUCGCACAAAUCUUUCUGAUCUCGAUUUAUAGGCUUAACAUACAUGCUGAUUAAAUACUGCUGAUCGAACAUUGUGUAAAAAUUACCAUUGCAAAAUAGUAAAUAGUUUUAAGACUAACGGUAAGAUUCUAAUAAUAAACACAAAAGACACUGCCAAGGUUAAGAAACAUUUUUAAAAAUUUGGAUUCAUGAAUUAGAACCUAGGAGUAUUUACAAACCAAAAAUAAUUGCUCGGUGUUUUCUCAAACUCUAAUUUUGUCCCGCACCAUAGACAACAGCAGCUCGAUCAAAAAUCCCACUAAACUCCAAAUUAAUCACAGCAGUAGAUGUCGAUAUCCAUAGCAACGGAAUAGAUAAGAUAAGAAUCAAACUGCCAGUUUUAGCUGAACACGUUUUACCACAUAACUUUUGAUAAGUGCUUGUAGAGAUUUUUAUAAAACUAAUAAAUACGAUCAGAAAUGCUCUUUGACAUAAGCACGCACAUUUGCGUGGCACGUGGUUGAAUGUCAAAAGUGACAGUUUUGACGAACAGCAACGUCCAGCUAACCUCAAGAUGAAUUCUCACCAACAAACAGUCAAUGUGGAUAAAUAAAUGACCAGCAUUUUUGUGUCUAAGUGUCUAGAGUUCAAACCUGCAUGCGCGACUAUACCAUGAAACAGCAGCCUGUCAAUCCGGACAGUGAUGCCAUCUACGGAAAGGGACUAAAACAGAUAGUUGGUUUUCUUAGAGGUAAGCAUUUGUGCACAGCAUUUUAGUCGUUUAUUUAAUAUCUAAUAUGAGAGUGAAUAACUUGGAUGUUUCAUUGCUAAAACCAUUUAGAAGUAUAAGAAAAUGAUAGGAGAUUUUGAAUUUGAGACUGGCAGGUUUUGGAGCGGGUUGAAGUUUUCACAUUGCGUCGUUCUUCAGCGCGUACCGAAGUGAAAGUUUAUCAUCCCACUACCAUUAUCGAUUGCAAAUGGGCACCGUUCGUAUAGUGUGUUCCGUUUAGAUUUAGUUUCAUUCAGUUUCCAUAUAAGUGAAGUUAGCAUAAAGAAAAAGAAGUAACGAAACGAGUAAAAUUGGCACAAUAUAAAACAAAAGACUUGAAAACAUUUGGGAAAUUUAUCAAAGGCGAAAAGAAAUUUGAACUUUUCAUUUUGCUCUAGUUUACCAUCAUUGAACAAAAUAACAUGAACAAAUUAUGCACUUAUUUGUUAAGUGACAACAAGAGAGAAAAAAUCAAAUAAAUUAAAUGACUGAUCGCGGUGCUCUUCAUUUAAGAACAGUUUUUUGAGAAAAAGGUAAACCAACGGAUAAUUAGUAGAUGGUUAAAUUUAUCCAUAAACGUAGAAACAAAAUUAAUAUAGUCAUUAAUUAUUAGUAUUUUGAUAGAAAAUCAUAAUCAUAAAUUGGCAUUCUUCUGUUAUUUUAACGGUUAAUUUUGGCGCGACGUGUCGACUUAUUUAGAUACGGUUCUGCUAUUAUCAAAAGCCUAAAAUUUACACUCAAUUUGUUGAAUUUGUAGAAAAAUAGCAUUUCGGUUGCUUUGUGUUUCAACCAAAUUAGAAUUUUCAAGAUCGUUUCCAGUUUACUACCUCUGUUGUUUCUAGCAAUGCUAUUGGAAAUUUUGAUUUAUGAACAUAAUUAGUGAGGUAUUUUCAAACACACAAAGUUGACUGAACGUAACUAAUUAAGAAAUGCCAUCAGAGAAUAUUUCUUAUCGUUAAAGAAUGGAAUAAUGCACGCAGAACCACUUCAAAUUUUUCUGAUAUUGUUGGCAAAUUAUAAUCUAACUAGUAGCUACAGUAUUAUACUUAGUUAUACAAAAAGAGGGUAAAACUACAUGAAUCUAUGUGCAAUAAGUCGAUACAAAAAAUAUCUCAACAGAUACGUGAAACCGACAAAACCCGGAUGAGGCAAAUCAGAUUAUGAACAAUGAUACAAAACAAACCGAACAAAAUAGCAAAUGAAAAAAUUUGCAGUAGCAGUAAACAAAUCCUCACAGGACAAACAUAAAAAACUUGUUACUAGAAUGUUUAGUUGUUCAUUUUUAUAAAGACCUAUAUAAACUUUAAUGCAAAAAGUAAAAAUUGUAAAACUUUCUCUUUAAAAUCUAUUAUCGGUACUACCCUCCUAAGAACAGAAGGAAACAAAAGCACAGACCUACCUGUACAUAUAAGGUCACAUUAAGAUAUAAAGUAUAUGGAAAUAGAAAUCAACCAUAUAGCAGUAAGUCAACGGAGCGAGAAUAGAUGAGCGGCCGAGCAAACCACGUAAUCGGAUACAAAAAAAGUUCAAACAAAUUCCAAAUAUUGACUCAGAUUAAUCAUGAACAACAAACACACGCGGGAAAGAACUCAGACAAAAACGAAAAAAGAAUAAUAAAAACCGUUAAAAUAAUGAAAACAGAAAAGUCUUAUUUUUAUAUGGAAAUAAAUGCUACUACAAAAUAAUGAUAACUUAAAAAAACACAAAACCAGAGAGUAAACAGCAACAAAACAGUCAGGAAACAAAACAAAACAAACAUGUAAACAAAACCGAGAGAAAACAAAAAUAAAAUAAAAAUAGAUAUUGUUUCUUACAUGAAACUUUCACAAAAGAAAGUACAUACAGAAACCGCAUAGUACAUAACAAAACAGAAACACUUUUCUUUCUCCUUGUCGAAUCGCACCGAUUCAUUUACAUAUAUUAUGAAAAAACAAAAUCUAUUGCAAACAAGACGGUUAUAGAUAGCAGAGUAAGAGACGGCAUGAUGUAUAGAAGAUUAUUAUAAGCGUGAGAACAAAGUGGAGAAAGAAAGCAAAAUAUUAUAUUAUUACCACAUUACGAAAAGAGAACUGCAUACAGAGAAGAAAAAAUCUUAAUAAAAUUAUAUAUUAUGAUCAA